CUCAGGAGUCAGGAAUUGUGUUUAUCUCUCAUGGCGCGAGCGGAAACCACUCCCGACACGAUGAGGGCCCUUUAUAAAAGCAUUCUGCAUGGGAACAUGGCAGAAGUAAAAACUCAAUUAUGUCCAGCAAUAAUGGGAGAUCUUUCUAGGCCUGUAACACCACGCGGCGACACCAUCCUGCACGCGGCAAUCUCCAUGAGACACGAGAGCAUCGCGAGAGAAAUCCUGAAGAAAUGUAAACAAGGAACAGUACCUCUACUGAGCAAACAAAAUGCGAUGGGGGACACCGUCCUCCAUGAGGCUGCUACAACCAACAUGACGUGCCUUGCCAAGGAUUUGUUAAUAUUAGCUCCAGAUUUGCUGGAUAUGCGUAACAAGCUUGGGGAAACAGCUCUUUUCAGAGCAGCCCAUUAUGGCAAGCGUGAGAUGUUCGAGCUUCUAGCAGAUAUAUUUGACAAAAAAGAAUUGGAACCGAAUCAGAAAGAGGCUCUCGAUCAUUUGAAAAGGCACGAUGGAACAACAAUUCUUCACAUAACAAUUCUUGCUGAGUUCUUUGAUAUUGCACUGGAUAUAGCGCAUAGGUAUAAAGUUUUGGUCAACGACAAAGAUCGACGUGGGAUGAUAGGACUUCAGCUCCUCUCAAGCAAUCCAUUAGCAUUCAAGAGUAGCAGCAACUGUGGAUUUUUCAAGAAAUUAAUUUAUCAUUGCGUUCCAACUCAGGACACUGAAAAGAAAGAAAGCUGCCGACGAGACACUCAUGAAUCUGAUCAUCAACCCAAGCAGCCUUCAAGCAACGACUUUUUAAUUUGUGUGCAGUGCCUCUCCAUGGUGGUGCGUAAACUUAUUUCAGUACCAAGAAAGAUUUACGCAUCAAUUUGGAGAUUUCUUUGUCUUGGAUGGCCAGUGAUGGAGAAUAUAUCCAAAGAAAAGAUAAAACAUAAAUCAGCUCUCAAACUGGCCCACUUGCUAAUACCAAAAGAUUUAUCGUGGGAGCAAAGUGAAUACAUAGAAGUGGAGGAUAGGAUCUCAAUAAGGAAGGCCGCAGCUCGCGCUGAAGAAGAAGAGGCGGCCAAAAAACUAAAGGAGAAAAAAAGGCAGCUCGAUCGAAUAGAUGGUGGUGGGACACCAGAUCGGUCAUGGCCGGAAGAAUUGCCUCGAACUCCGCCCGAAGAGGGACAACCUAUUUCGCUGCUCUUAGCAACGAGCACAGGAAUAGUAGAGAUUGUGGAGGAGAUACUUAAACUGUAUCCCCAGGCGGUUGAGCACGUAAGCGAUAUGGGACACAACAUAUUGCAUGUGGCCAUUCAGUACCGUCAAUUGAAAAUCUUUCGCAUUGUAAAGAGCAAGGAAAUAGCAAUGUUCAGAUUAGUCCGGCAGCUUGAUCAGAGAGGCUACACCGUCUUGCACCACGUUGGAGUCACGAAGUUCCAGACUAGAGGUACCCACUCUGGUCCUGCUUUCCAUUUGCAAGAGGAGUUGCGUUGGUUAAAGCGUGUGAAGAGGAUAAUGCCCCCCCAUUAUGAAAUGCACCUUAGCAAGGAACAUGACGAGACCGCCCAAGAGUUCUUCGACAGAACCCAUAAAAAACUUCUCAAGGAGGCAAAACAAUGGCUGAAGCGGACCUCCGAGUCUUGCUCUACUGUGGCGGUACUUAUUGCCACGGUCGCCUUUGCUGCUGCUUACACCGUGCCUGGAGGUUCCGAUCAAUCUACUGGGGUUCCUGUCCUCCUGUACGACUAUUUCUUCCUGAUUUUCACUGUCAUGGACGUUCUCUCCCUUGCAAGCUCAUUAACUUCAGUAGUCAUGUUCCUUUCUAUCCUCACCUCACCCUUCGAGCUCGAAAGUUUCCGUCACUCACUUCCUCGGAAACUUACACUCGGCUUCACCUUCCUCUUCUUCUCAGUGGCGGUGACCAUGCUUGCUUUUGCUGCAACAAUUGUGCUCAUCGUUCAUUUGAAGAGGCGGUUGACUAGAACGCUCAUAUAUACUGCUGCAUUCCUUCCAGUCUCCAUUUUCGCAAUCUUACAGUUCCCUUUGUAUGUCGCGUCCUUGAGUGCUGUCAAUUUCACCCGGAAAUUAAUUAGGAAGGUUCUUCCCAACUUUUGUCUCCCCCGUCGGUUUCGAAAGAACCCUACGCUCCCCAUUUACAAGUCCCAAUGAGAUUCCAGUUCCAUAUAUCAAGGUAAUGCAUUAAUGAGUCUGAGAUCGUCGAUCCUUUGAAAAACCAAGAAAGUUUUAUAUAUGACCGGGAUAUAUAUACACUUCUAAGAUGACUUGGGCUUUAAUUUUACCCUAUUAAGAAACCUAAAUAUUAAUUUUCCAUUUCUAUGUUAUCGUGUUUGUGCAUGUAAUUUUGGUGCCGAAUAAUGUUAAUUAUCUUGUGACAAUCUAAUGGAUCAGUUUGUUAGAAUAGUCUUCAAUAUUUUACU
Molecule: messenger RNA, 2429 nt
Organism: Alnus glutinosa
Lineage: Eukaryota; Viridiplantae; Streptophyta; Magnoliopsida; Fagales; Betulaceae
Exons: 6
Coding region: 31-2160 (709 amino acids)
Molecular function (GO): protein binding
Source: RefSeq, a predicted model, not a curated record